Molecule: messenger RNA, 2310 nt
Organism: Epithele typhae
Lineage: Eukaryota; Fungi; Basidiomycota; Agaricomycetes; Polyporales; Epitheliaceae
Product: glycoside hydrolase
Exons: 8
Coding region: 1-2310 (769 amino acids)
Biological process (GO): glucan catabolic process
Cellular component (GO): extracellular region; cell surface
Molecular function (GO): beta-glucosidase activity
Source: RefSeq, a predicted model, not a curated record
AUGGCGCACCAACACAGCAUGUCCAACACGCCCUACCAGCCCGUCUUCGUUCACAGUAACCCGUACAGCCAGCCAACCGACUCCCGCGAGUCCUACUACGAUGGCCCCGAGGCAGAGCACCUCCAGCCUCAUCAUGAUGCUUUCGCCGCUGGGUCCUCCCAACCUCGUUUCUUCCCAGGAAACCGUGAAUCCUUCGCCUCUUCCAACCCUACCCUCACCGGCGACUACCACGAUCGUAAUGGCUCCUCCAUCGCGCUGAACGACAAGCCUGGUUAUUACACGUACAAUGACUCCGGGGACGUGGGCAUGCCUCCACGCACUGGUCCCUCGCCCUAUCUCAACGAGAAGACCGCCUUCCCUGCCAAGCGCUCUCGCAAGAAGGCCAUCAUCAUUGGCGUCCUCGCCGUCCUCGCCGCCGCUGUCGCUGCCGGCGUCGUCGUCUACUUCUUGGUCAUCAAACCCAAGAGCUCAAAGAGCUCUCCGUCGGCCAACACGUCCGGCGCGAACGACACGAGCACCGACAACGGCAAAUCGGACACCACCAAGAACAACCUCGUCGUCACUGGCGGCGAUGGCAGUACGGUCACGACCGAUGCCGGCGAUACGUUCACCUACACGAACAGUUUCGGCGGUGUCUGGUACUACAACCCCGAGAACCCUCUCGAGAGUGGCGCACGUGCCCAGUCGUUCACCCCUGCGCUCAACGAGACCUUCAAGUUUGGCGAGGAUCCCAUUCGAGGAGUCAACGUUGGUGGCUGGCUUGUCACUGAACCGUUCAUUGUUCCCGCGCUGUAUGAGAAAUACAUCAACGGCUCGACUCCGGCGUUCGACGAGUUCGAUCUUACUACCAACAUGAGGGCCGAUGGCAGCCUGAGCGACCUGGAGAACCACUACGCGACGUUUAUUACCGAGCAAGACUUUGCCGAGAUUGCCGCUGCCGGGCUCAACUUUGUCCGUAUCCCGAUCGCAUAUUGGGCCAUUGAGACUCGCGAGAACGAGCCGUUCCUCGCCCAGACGUCGUGGAAGUACUUCCUCAAGGCUGUUCAGUGGGCACGCAAGUACGGUCUCCGUAUCAACCUCGAUCUCCAUGCUCUCCCUGGCUCCCAGAACGGCUGGAAUCACUCUGGACGGCUCGGCAACAUCAACGUCCUCUACGGUCCGAUGGGGAUCAACAACGCUGAGCGCUCGCUGGACUAUAUCCGCAUAAUCGCCGAGUUCGUCUCCCAGCCCGAGUACAGCGACGUCAUCGUCAUGUUCGGCCUCACCAACGAGCCCUUCGGCCCGACGAUCGGCAAGGACGCCAUCUCGCGCUAUUACGUCCAGGCGUACAGCAACGUUCGGACUGCCUCGGGCAACGGCAACGGACCCUGGAUCGUCAUGCACGAUGCCUUUAUGGGUCUCCCCAACUGGGCCGGCUUCCUCCCCAAUGCGGACCGUGUGCAGCUCGACAUUCAUCAGUACCUCUGCUUCAACAGCCAGUCCGCUGACGAUUACACGGUGCGCACGGCCGCUACCAUCCCUUGCGGCACCUGGGGUACCGGACAAAACGCGUCCAUGUCCGCCUUCGGAAUGACCCAUGUUGGCGAGUUCAGCAACGCGAUCAACGACUGCGGUCAGUGGCUCAACGGCAUCAACAUUGGUGCUCGCUUCGAUGGCUCCUUCACUCCGGACCCGUCCUUCAAGGCUGUUGGCAGCUGUGAGACCUAUCUCGAUUACACCCAAUGGGAUCAGCAGUGGAAGGACUCGAUGAAGCUCUGGGCCCUCCAGAGCAUGUCUGCCCUUCAGAACUGGUUCUUCUGGACAUGGAAGAUCGGUAACUCCACUGUUACUGGCCGUCCCCCAUCGCCCGCCUGGUCCUACCAGCUCGGUCUCCAGGAAGGCUGGAUGCCCACCGAUCCCCGUGCUGCCGAGGGUGUCUGCGAUGACACCGCACCUUUCGCCGGCACGAUCACCGACGGCUCAGGCCAGGUCCCGCAGACGUUCCUUGACACCUUUACGUGGCCCCCUGCGUCGCUCACCAACGAGCCUGACCUCGCUACCCUGCCGCAGUAUACCCAGACGGGUACGAUCAUCACCCUCCCUCCGCCCGCGUUCACGAGCGGCAGCUCUACGAUCUCCGCGUCCACCGGCAACGGCUGGAACAACCCCUCGGAUACCGCAUUUCUCUUCGUGCCCGUCGCGAGCUGUGGCUUCCUCGACCCCUGGAUUGGCCCUUCGGCCACCAUGGUCACCUGCCCGCCUGUGCAGCGCCGUGAAGACUUCGUGCCUCGCGCCGCGGCGCCGACACCCCCGCCGAUGCCCCGCCGGUGA